AUGCACAGCGGUGCGCGGCGGCAGCUGCUGUGCGCGCGGCACUGUAAGUGCGUGCGCGCGGGGCCGUACGUGCGUGCGAGGCUGCUGCCGUGCGUGCGCUUGCUGGUGAACACGCGCACGGAGCUCUGCCGCGUGUGCGUGCUGUUGUGCGCGUGCGCGCGGGUCCUACACCCCCCAUUGCCGCGCGCUGCCUUGCGCAUUGCCCCGCACUGCCAUGUGCUCCCCCGCACGCUGCCUCGCACUGCUGCGCACUGCCCCACACUGCCACGCGCUGCGCCCUUCCCCACGCUGCACUGUGCUACUGCGCAUUGCCCAGCGCCCUUCCUUAGGCUGCCGCUGCCCUCCACUGCCGCGGGCACUGCCCCACGCGCUUCCCUGCCCGCUACAACUGCAGCUCUGGUGCGCGCACUCAGGAAUUGCCGUGCACCCUGCCCACUCGUACAUAGCGGCCGCCACUCACGCACACCCCGCAGCACGCACACGCGUACAACAGCAGCCACCUCCCUACCCGUGCCGGCUACUGUACAGCCUUCUCUCACUGGCGGCCUUCCCUCACGGCUGGAAGCCGCAACACCGUUCGUUGGCUCUGAUUAA
Closterium sp. Naga37s-1 is the source of this 594-nucleotide messenger RNA. The record is from the annotation of a GenBank genome assembly. NCBI's taxonomy places the organism in Eukaryota, Viridiplantae, Streptophyta, Zygnematophyceae, Desmidiales, Closteriaceae.